Messenger RNA from Schistosoma haematobium, 4298 nucleotides. RefSeq lists its product as uncharacterized. The coding region runs from base 720 to 1505 and encodes 261 amino acids. Lineage: Eukaryota; Metazoa; Platyhelminthes; Trematoda; Strigeidida; Schistosomatidae. The record is from RefSeq and is a predicted model, not a curated record. The transcript has a single exon.
UUCCUAUGGUGUGAUAUGUUAUAUAAUGAACCAUGACCGUAGACAUCAAGGUAGCUUGUGUGGUAUGGAGGGGCCAGUGUAAGAUCCAUUUUGAAGGUUUUUUGUGUUGGUGAAAAUCCCUCCAUGUAUAUACUUGUACUUUGUUCCUAUUGAUCCCCUUAAUUGUACAUUGUUGUAUUUUGAUUACAUUUGAAUUGUUAAUACUUGUAUUUUUUAUGAUAGUUUUUGUUUUUCUUACGCAUUCACUAAGUUUGUGUUUCUUCCUGAACUUCAUCUGUGUUGCUUCACUUGACACUUGUUCUUGGCCGUAGCCAUAUUGAUUUGCUCCUCCUUUUGUGUGUGUUCUAUCCAGUCACGAUAGAAUAACGUUCAUUUGUUGUGACUGGUAAUUUUCCCUCAUCUUCUAUCAACUUCUUUAUUUUUUGUAAUUUAGAUUUGAUUGAUUGAACAAUUAUUGGUUGAAUAGCCAGGUGGUAAUAUUUGUUUAGGUAACGAUUUACAUUUAAAUUUAUGAUGAAUUAUAGAACCGCUAUUUACCCGAAUACUUGUUUUGAUUUCGACGGAAAAGGGCGCGUGUCUAAAGUCCCCGUUCGGCUAUUCUUCUAUCCAAACCUUAGUUUGGAUUCUACAGUUCUAAACAAUUAUUAAUUGGCCGAAGUCGUUUGGUAAUCGUUCGCGGAUUUGAUAAUCGUUUCUGGAAAUAUUUGGUCGUUUCGCUUAUGAUGCCAACUAAUCGUCGAAGGAAAUCAAGCUCAAAAAUCGUUCAUGUUAAUGAAGAAUCCCCUAUUACCAAGCAAGUGCCUUUUGAUGUCCUUAAGUGUCAUGGUUCAGACUCGAAUAGGAUUGAUUAUCAUGGUAGUGACUCUAGUCUUAAUUCGAUGACAGAUGACGUAAAAUAUCUUUGUUUAAAGGAGAAGCAAAGGCUUGAAUUAUCAGGAAAAAGCGUUUUGCCUAUAGCGCCGGUUGUUGGUCUAGAACUACCAAGGGUUGAAUUGAGUUAUUUCGAUGGACAGCCAAGAGGAUACUGGAUAAUUAUAAGGGAAUUUGAGACCUAUGUAGCGUCAAGAGUCACUGAUGAUAGCCAAUGUUUGCUCUAUUUGAUGCACUAUUGUAAGGGCAAGGCAAAAACAGCUAUUGAGGGUUGUGUCAUGAUGGAAGCAUCCUCUGGUUAUAAAAGAGCAAGGGAAAUUCUAAAACGUUUGUUCGGACAGUCUCAUUUAAUCGCUCGAGAAACAUUAGAGGACUUAUUCAAUGCUGUGAAUUUUGAUUAUACUGACGGAGAACAACUAUCAAACUUGGCUAUUAAAAUGGAAAACUAUGCUAUGGUCUUGGAACAGAUGAAUUAUACCUCUGAUCUAAAUUCCUUAGUUGCUUUGGAAAGAAUAGUGAGACUCUUGCCUCAACCUAUGCAAGCUCAGUGGGCGGACUGGGUGGAUAAAUUGACCGAAGAUGAUAGAGAGCCGACGUUUCACGAACUCACUCAGUUUAUCGCAUCGCGUGCGUGAGUAGCUUGUAGUAGAUUUGGACGGUUAGCAAAUCGUUCACGAAAAGGGCAUAACGUAAAGACAAACUGUCACGCGCAGCCGGAGCAAGGGAAUAGUUCGACAGCGAAAACUAAAUGCAGUAUGUGUUCCUGCGAUCAUGCUAUUUAUAAAUGUCCACAGUUCUUAGCGCUUACAGUUCAAGACCGAUGGUCUCACGCUAAAAGCAAAGGCAUUUGUUUCGUCUGUCUUAGACAAGGACAUAAGGUCAAUGAAUGCAAGAUGACAAGGCUCUGUAAUGUUAACAGUUGUGAGAAGAGACAUCACGCUCUGCUGCACAUCGACUCGACAAGCCACGGUGUAUAUGAUAAGUCAUCAUGCCCGGUAUAUAGGAAAAGAGUUGUUAAUUAUACUAGUAAAGUACAGUCGUUGGAGAACGAAAUACUUAAGCCUUAUGAUGUAGAGCUUGUAGAUGUCCAUUCAAGCGAUAAGUCGUUAUCAGUAGCCAAUAAGGCAGCUAUAAAGAUUGUGGAAGGGCGCACGUGCUUCGUCAGUGGUCAUUUUGUAGUUUCUUUACCGUGGAAAAAGAAUCUAAAUAUGAAUGUGGAUAAUUAUGAAGUAGCAAAUCGUAGAUUGCAGAGUUUGAAGAGUAUGUUGUCCAAGGAUGUCAGUCUGCACAUCAGGUGUAUCAAAGGUAUUGAAAGUAAUUUUACUAAGACUUAUGCGGAGAGGGUCCUUGAAAUAUAUUUGCAUUCUUAUUAUCGCCCUCGAUGGUAUUUACCUCAUCAUGCAGUAUUAAACAUGAAAAACCAGGAGAACUUAGAGUGGUUCAUGAUUGUGCCGCCCAGUUUGCAGGGGUUUCCCAAAUGAUAUGAUUUAUCAAGAACCCGAUACCACUGCUGAGUUAAGGUGUGUAUAUUAAUAAGUUUUUGCAAGGAGGCAGUUGCAAUCCCUGCAGAUGUUGAAGAAAUGUUCAUGCAAGUGAAGGUCCCUGAGUCUGAUCGAGGAGCUUCAAGAUUUCUGUGGUGGCAGGAGGGAGACAUGUCGAUGGAACCAUCCGAGUUUCAAAUGACAUCCCAUCCACUUGAUGCCACAUCAUCGCUAUUUCACGCGAACUUUGCCUUGAAUAAGACGGCCCAAAUAUUCUCAGACGGUUAUGAUGGUUAUGUUGUAGAUGAUGUCAAGAAUAAUUUCUAUGUUGAUGAUUGCUUGAUAUCCAUUCCCACUUGUGAUCAAGCAAACAGUUUCGUUAAGCAUAUAAGUGAAUUAUUAUGUAGAGGAAGUAUACAAAAAAUGACCGAUCUUGAAUCUUGGUUCAAAUGUCCUACUUUAUUGCAGGGCGAAUUUUAUAUAACAAUCACUGACUGUCCGGAACAUACUCCUGACGAUAUUGAGUUUAGAAAAACUGCUGUGGUUAACUUGAGUAGUAUAAAGUACAACAUGUCACCUAUUCUCUCUUAUUAUUCCGAGUAGUUGAAAUUAGUCAGAGCUGUAACCUGGUUUAGAAGGUUCAUCGAAUUCCUGAUGGUACUUCGUUUACCGAGUUGUGAAGGAUCCGUUCAUCUAGGAUGUUUAAAGGUCAAAGAGCUUGAGAUUGCCAAGCGUAAGAUUUUAUUGAUGGUUCAGAGGGAAGUGUAUGGAGAAGUACUUAGUGAAUUUAAAAACAGCAGUAAAGUAGUUAGUUAUGAUGAUCUGAAAGGUUUAUCAUUGAUAAUGCUUGAUGGAUUACUCUGCGUUGGAGGUCGACUAAGAUACUCAGAUUUCCUUAAUGCUUUUAAACAUCCAGUAAUUUUACCCAGUCGACACUUAGUGACGAAAAUGAUAAUUAGACAUUGUCCUAAAGAACAAAGACACAUAGGAAGAUCAUGAGACAAAGGGUAUGGAUAUGUGUUUACUUGUUUGCAAACAUGGGCAGUACAUAUUGAAAUGAUGUGUAGUUUGAUUACUGAUUCAUUUUUAAUGGCUCUAUUACGUUUUAUUGGAAGAAGGAAACUUACGGAGAUUAACAAGACAGUGCGUCAAGCUUCGUGAUGACAGUUUCUGAGUUAAGCAAGUUUGUGCAGCAGUCGAAUCAGAAGAUAAACAUUGAAUUGUCAGCGAGGCCCCCAUCCAGCAGCGUGGGUGGAGUUUGGGGAAGAGUAAUUAAGUCUAUAUCACGACUGUAAUUGUUGAUCACCAGAGAACAAGUGAAGCAGGUCUCCUUGAAGCUUUGGAUUAGUCUUUGUUGUUAUAAAUGUAGUUAGGUCGAGCAAGCGUAAUGUUGUAAGUCCUACUCAUUCCUAUGGUGUGAUAUGUUAUAUAAUGAACCAUGACCGUAGACAUCAAGGUAGCUUGUGUGGUAUGGAGGGGCCAGUGUAAGAUCCAUUUUGAAGGUUUUUUGUGUUGGUGAAAAUCCCUCCAUGUAUAUACUUGUACUUUGUUCCUAUUGAUCCCCUUAAUUGUACAUUGUUGUAUUUUGAUUACAUUUGAAUUGUUAAUACUUGUAUUUUUUAUGAUAGUUUUUGUUUUUCUUACGCAUUCACUAAGUUUGUGUUUCUUCCUGAACUUCAUCUGUGUUGCUUCACUUGACACUUGUUCUUGGCCGUAGCCAUAUUGAUUUGCUCCUCCUUUUGUGUGUGUUCUAUCCAGUCACGAUAGAAUAACGUUCAUUUGUUGUGACUGGUAAUUUUCCCUCAUCUUCUAUCAACUUCUUUAUUUUUUGUAAUUUAGAUUUGAUUGAUUGAACAAUUAUUGGUUGAAUAGCCAGGUGGUAAUAUUUGUUUAGGUAACGAUUUACAUUUAAAUUUAUGAUGAAUUAUAGAACCGCUAUUUACCCGA